ACUCCCCUAUAAAACCACGAGAAACCCUAGCCGACGCCGGUGUAGAUCACGCUGUGCUUCUCCAGAAAUGGCGAAAUCGAAGAACCAUACGGCGCACAACCAGUCGUACAAGGCUCACAGGAACGGGAUCAAGAAGCCUAAGAAGCACCGGCACACCUCCACCAAGGGGAUGGAUCCAAAGUAUCUUAGAAACUUGAGAUACUCAAGGAAGCAUAAUGAGCUCAACAAGAAGGCGGCUGCUGCCUCUGGUUCUGAGAUGGAGCAGUAGAGGAAUGAGCGUGGAGACAGAUAGUUUCUCCCUUUUAUAUUUGAUUAUGUUUUAGUUUCUUUUUGCACCACUAGUAUGUUACAGUGUUUUAUCAAGUAGCCUUAGCUGUUGAUAAGCAAUGAUGUAGCAAUCACAUUGCUCAAUUUAUGCUUUAAGAUAUUUUACCCUAAUCUUCUAUGAAGCAAUUUGAAUUACUUGUUC
Zingiber officinale is the source of this 469-nucleotide messenger RNA. Its product is annotated as 60S ribosomal protein L29-1-like. NCBI's taxonomy places the organism in Eukaryota, Viridiplantae, Streptophyta, Magnoliopsida, Zingiberales, Zingiberaceae. Gene Ontology annotation, cellular component: cytosolic large ribosomal subunit; ribosome. Gene Ontology annotation, biological process: cytoplasmic translation. The record is from RefSeq and is a predicted model, not a curated record. Gene Ontology annotation, molecular function: structural constituent of ribosome. The transcript has 3 exons. Bases 68 to 268 code for a protein of 66 amino acids.